UUACCGCUGCUGCCGUUGCUUAGUGUGCAUUAAAAGCGACUUUUCAGAACAACCGGAGAGACUUUUCGCACCCGCUAACGCGCCCCCACACGUGGCGUGUCACCACCACCGCCGACGCCGUUGCUGAUGCUGACACUACUUCCGAGGUAAAAGCAAGGACUCUCGGCGAUAUAGAUGCCCUCGAGUUAUGUCUCGCCCGAUGUUAAGAGUACAUUGACACACGAGGAGAUUCGUCGCAGAUAUCAAGACACGUCGCUGAUCAUCUUUAAAGAACACCAGUUAUACCGUGUGCGGAGACGACACGAAAGCGAGCGCGAAAGCUCGACGUACGCAAAUUUCGAUAUAAAUAGAAAAACAAUGACCUACGCGAGCAACGGCAAUGAUCCUGUGAUUUUGCCCAAAACGACGACAACGUCCGCCACUACGACAGACGGUGCUGCGCUAACGAUCGCACGUACAAAUCGAGAAUCUAGACUGUCGCUUCAAUUAUUCAGGAUACACCGUAAGCCCGGGGACACCUGUACAAUAGGUUGAGCAUCGAGUUAGCUGCAUUUAUAU
Trichogramma pretiosum is the source of this 558-nucleotide messenger RNA. RefSeq lists its product as uncharacterized. NCBI's taxonomy places the organism in Eukaryota, Metazoa, Arthropoda, Insecta, Hymenoptera, Trichogrammatidae. The transcript has 3 exons. The record is from RefSeq and is a predicted model, not a curated record. Bases 175 to 534 code for a protein of 119 amino acids.